Alternaria triticimaculans is the source of this 7518-nucleotide messenger RNA. RefSeq lists its product as uncharacterized. Gene Ontology annotation, molecular function: glycosyltransferase activity. The transcript is spliced from 3 exons. Bases 1 to 7518 code for a protein of 2505 amino acids. Lineage: Eukaryota; Fungi; Ascomycota; Dothideomycetes; Pleosporales; Pleosporaceae. The record is from RefSeq and is a predicted model, not a curated record.
AUGCCUUCGCCGGAUAUCUUGGGCGUUCAGGCCUUCGAGACUGGACCAUUACUACAGGAGUGGUGGGAAUGGACGCUUGUUGCCAUUAUCAGUGCCAGUGGGCUUGUAGGAGUUGUUGCUUUCCUUUGGUACUCAUACCGUUCCCUACGGACAUUGUUGAAGGGUGACGACAAUGAUCACAGCUUACCACGAUCGGUACAAGAACGAAUACACCUGUUGUCGAACAGUUCGAGCGUCGUCCGCAAAACCCAUACCCUCCCUACAAAGCCGUCGACGUUUGGCGUAUAUCUGGGCCUUCUGAGCAAUCCAGUCACACACGAUGAAGCGCAAACACUUUCACAAUGGGACGUUGUAGUGUUGGAUUACUGCGAGCCUGGGGUCUUGGAAGCUGUUGGCGACGAUAGCGUCUCAAUGGGGCCUCACAUCAUCGCACGGCUUGAUUUGGCUCAGAUAAUCACAUUCUCGACAACGGAUAGUGAACUGGACAUGUCGCGAGCGGUGUAUGUUCUGUCGUGGACUAUUCAGCGUACCUUGCGACAGCCGGACCAGAAAAGAUACUUCACAGGCGUUCUUGUCUCUGGCUGGCGAGACCGCAUAUCGGUGCCUCUACUCAACGGCUUGUCGAAGCUUCUCAUUGCCUACGGUCUGGAUGUCUACUUGGAGAUUGAGGCUCCAGACUUCCUAGACAGUGUCCAGAAACUCGAUGUGGCAUUGUUCGCUGGCUUCAUCAUCCGCAAUGGAACGAUCAAGUCGAAUGGAGAGCGCCGAGACUUCUUCGAAAUGGACAAAAUGAAGACUACAACCAAAUCUUUUGUUUCCCAAGCCUGUCAAAGGUCGUUCGUAACGAUGAUGUGGGAUACGAUCGAGGACGAUGUCGAACUCUCGCACGCUGUGGUCAGGAGAGCACAUAUGUGGUGUAGCUACCACGGCGCCAUCCCAUAUUUUCCGCGUCAACGGGCUCUUUCGAACAUUGACGAGAUUGUUCCUUGUCAUGAGCCCUUGGCUGCUUUCCAGUGGCUCAAGCAACGAAGAGUCAUGGAAGUCCACGAGCGAUAUCGCAUGGCGCGAACACUUGCUCCCGGUUUCUCAAGUAUCAUCGACGAUUACCUCCCUUUACAACACAUCUUUCCCCGCCUUGCCGAUACGCUCGCCGGCCUCGACGCAACCGAUUCUGCCGACGACAGCGACGACGAUGCGUCGAGCACAUGUACUGAUACUGUGCACUACCCCGAGAUCGACGAGAACGGAGCAAUGCUUGCACGAACACCUACAUCACCAGUAUCUUCUGGUCUGGAAUGGACACUGGCAAGGGAGAAGCAUAGCAGCGACCCACUGUCUUGCUCAUCCAAUGGGUCGCCAUUCGGCUCUUUGGGAUGCUUUCCGAUUGGAUUGGACGCGUCAAUGACAGACUUUUCGCGUGUCAUUGAAUCACAACGACGUCUACGGGAUCUGAAGCUGCUCAGCCGACUCUCCACCGCACAACUACAUCCUGUCGCCAAGAUUCUUCGUGACUAUUGCCACAGCAGCAGCCACUUCCUAGACUUGCUUCCAACGUCAAGAGAUGCCAUCUCAAAGCUUGUAGACGCACUAGCUCGUACAAAUGACGACGCGGAGGACAACUAUCAACUACAAGUAUACUCUGCGCUCGACUCUGGAUUCCACACGCCUGGUGGUGCUCAGUUUUGGGCUGUCUGGGAACUAGAGCAGAGAGCCCAAUUCGUCAUCAUGUACAUCUCCAAGUCGGUUCAGGAUCUCAACGCUGUUCUUCUUCAUACGCACUUGAGCAGGCUAGGCUUCUCCAGAUACCAGUGCUUCUUAGCAGAGUAUGGCUUGACGGAGUUCAUGGCUGGGUCCUUCUCGCCUGAGCGACUACCCGAGAGGCUACAGCAAGACCUAGAGCUUCUCUCGUCGACUGAUCUACUCCUGUAUCUGCAACACAUGCAAUAUUCGGAGUGGGAUGAGGACUGCUCGUUGCUCUCAUCCAUACGAAAACGUUGCGAAGAGUUACUGAUCGAUAUACCUACGUACCAUCAGUUCAAGAAGCUCAGCAACGUGGACUACAUCAGUGGUAGCAUCACCGAUAAACAGCUGGUCAACGCGAAGCUCAAAUGGUACCGGCUCUCACAUCUACCCACACUUGACGGACGUGAUGCUCUAGAACUGUUCAGGGAAGUGGCCAGGGUGCUCGAUGAUAUAUUAUGGUCACGAGACCAUGAGAGGCUAGACAUCAUCACUUCCGCUCUCAACAACAUUACCAGCAGAGGAUCCUUAGAUUCGGCGGCUGACUUCGUGCUUUUCUGCGUCUUCUGCGCUGCAAGGAAAGCAGGGUUUGAGGAAGUGUACAUCGAGGUGUCGGAUCGGAAUCCCCUGUUCAAUCAAUACUCAGAUCAAAGCGCAGCUUUUGCAGAGCUAUUCGCGCUAGGAUCAAGAUGCGAGGCGUACUUUGACAUCAAGCCAAGCGAUAUCGGUAUAUUGCUAUCGGAGAAGCAUAGGAACUACUACAACCAAGAAGAACACCAACCUCCGAUGUGGAUCUUCAACGCACCAUCGUUUGCUUCCGCUUACGCUGCAGCCCAGACCGACAUCGACCCAGAGCAAAAGCCAUCCGUCAUGCCUGCAUAUCGCCGCUUUACCUUCCUCAGUGUCUUUGCAAUUCCAGCAUUAGUUGACAUCAUCCUACUAUCUACGACUGGCCAUGGUCUGUAUCUGAGUGUGCACAUGAAAGAGGACCAACUAUACUAUGCUACACUGGCAUUGAUGUGCUCAUUGCUCCUCUCUGGCGCGAUUGGAACCUGGAUAUCCAUCGGAGGCACCUACUACCUCAUAUCAAUGGCAUUCUCAGCGGCUAACAUGUUCGUACUCACCCGUCUGGUUGGUGGCCUAGCAUUCACUCUUGCUGGCUGUCUUCUUGGCUUUGUCAUCAUCUCAGCUGUCGUGGGUCCAGGCCUUGGGGCGGUGUUCGUCUUCUACCUUUUCGGCCUCACAACAUACCUCACCGUGCUUGCUGUCCUCUCCACAUAUCAGGUUCCCGGGUCCAGUUUCCUCAAUGGUCGCAAAGUCAUCAUCAUGGUAGUCCCGACAUUAGUGAUAUCCCCUUUGUUGACCAUUUUCAUUCAGGACUACGACAUCUACAUCUAUCCAGGAGUUCUCUAUAUAUUCAUUACCUUGCUGAUCCUCGGUACUCGGCACGUUGCGACGCAAUGGGUGACCUGGUAUCACAACAUCAAGACGCUUAACGAUGCUGACAUCAAGGAUUGGUAUGUGAAACGGUCAGCCAAAGAGCAGCGUGUCACAAGCGGUAUGCAUCCUAAAGGUAAUGCCACACCUAACGCUUCAGCCACACAUGCUAAUCCGACUUCUGCAGAUCAAUCGAGCAAAGGUCCUCAUACCGCAUCCAAAGUCCUCGACUUGAGCGCGCCUUCUUCAAAAGCAUCGAUUAGUGCCAAAGACUUGUUCUACGGCAUGAGUGAGCCCGCAAUCUUGGCUCUUUGCCGCACCGCGCUACACAGCGCAGUCUUGAAGGAGAACGGACGCCGAUUUUGGCAGAAGCCUACGAAUGAUGCCUUCGUCAGACAGCUCGCAGGUUGCUGGGAUUCCACGCUAUUUUUACUGGACUGGUACGCACGCAUUACCGACACCAAACGACCGAUCCCAUACAGUUCAACCUGGAAUCUUGAAACGCAGGUGGCGCUUGAAAGCAUGCAGCAGUCGCAAAAAGGUAUUCGCCUUCACAACUCGUUCAUCCAUUGGAGGACCGCUGGAGACGAGAUCUACUGUGGUAUACUCUACUUCAUCGUCGCACUCAUGGAUCGAUGGCUCGAUCUUGUACGCGGCGGUAACCAACCUGGCGGCCAACUAGUCGGAUUGCUUCCCUCCAUAGACAACGACACACUUCGCCUCUCAGUCGGCUUCGGUCUUGCAUACUACCUCAUUGGAGCUGUACUACUUGACUACAAAGCUCAACACUUACACACCAUGUCUGAGCAAAUGUCUCCAGUCUCGAUCAAGGACGCACACCAGAUCGACAAAGCCAAAUCCAACGAUCUGAAAUUCAGGCGACACUUGUAUCUGAACACCUUAUGUCGAUUUAUCGGUGUCCAUGUUUGGGCCCUGGCGAUAUGUGCUGCACUGAUCUGGAUUUUCAAUGGCUCCUCAGUGGGUCUCACCAUAUUCCUGGCUUACGUUGGCGCAUAUACUGGUCUACUCCUCUACCAGUACAACAAGAUUUUCUCCGGCCCGCAUGCACUAAUGCCACUCCUGGCAGCAGUCAGUCUCGGCUUCGUAACUGGCAACAUACUCAUCACGGUCUUACCAGGUUUCAUGUACAACAAGAUCAUUGCACUUGCUGUCUCGACCUGGACGGCAGCUCUUCUCUCGUUCCGGACUGCCCAGCUAGGCAUGCCUGAUUUGCUCCACGUGCGUACCUGGAUGUCGAACCUACUACCAAACACCGAGCAGAACAGGGAGCCCACUAAAUCGACCGAGAUGUCUAGCUUGAGCUGCGUCGCGUCUCGAGGUGUAGAUCGUUCAGCCAUCGACGAGCGAUAUCGCGCCUACAGCGGCACUGGUGGUGAUGCGGAGUUCAGUCAAAGUGAGCUCCACGCGUACUGCAGCAAGCUACGGGCUGCACCUAAGGAGAACAGGUUCCGCGUGUAUCCCAACGGUCAGCCUGGUGACCAGAUCUGUGCUAUCCUACUAUCAUGCACCCACGAAAAUCUCUCUAGGCUUGCCAUGCAAGCAUUCCCGACUAUGCCCUUUCUAAUCCAGCGGAUCGUUCUGGCGUGGAAAAACGAAUCCAUCAAAGUCUUCAUCGUUCCUAUGCAGGCUGUGGCUGGGGUUGAUUGCGACCUACGGGCGAUCUCGCAUUAUACAGGCGGACGUCUCACGCUUUACGUCGCUUCGGAUGCAAAGGGGUCUGGCUCAAAGCAGAUGAAUGUGAGCAGCAAUAGUGCGAUCAUUGCCGAGACGUUGCUGCACGCUUGUUCAGAAACCUUGUUUGGCAUGCCGCACUACCAGGCUGAGAUUACAGAAUCAAUGCUUGCUUGCCGGGAAAGCGACUGUGGUUUCUACGCCAUAUCAGAAUGCAGCAAGCGGUCGAUGCCGGAGCUUAUCGUGGGACCGAAAGCCUCGAGCUUUGAAACUGCGCUUCGCAAAGAACUGUUGCGGAAUCUAUGCCUUGGGUUCAACUGCGAGAGUCAAUGGGAAGAUCUUCCCCUCGAGAUUCGUCGCCUUUUCCUCCGACGAUGUGUUGGCGUCCGCGCACCCUAUACGAACACAGAAAUGGCAUGGAUAAACGCGAACGUUCCGGUGGAAAGCUCGUGUACCAUUCUGUCGUGCAUUGCGCGAUAUGACCUUGGCGCGUACUUAGCGGUCGUCAAGUACAGCUUCUUCAAGAACCGAGGUGAUCAGGCUCUAACCGAGAAAGAGUAUCGUCAAAUGACCGCGGACAUCCAGGAGGCGUAUCAUCCUGUCCUCAAUCACUCGGCUGUCUCAGUUCUCAGCAUCUUCACUGAAUACGUCCGUCUGCCGAUUGCCUAUGUCUACCACUCUGCUGGGACGUGGGUCAAGUUCUUCUUCCUCGCAUGUAUGGCCGACCCUGAAUACCAGCGCGAGCUGAACGGAGCCUUGAUACACACACCACGUCCACUAGCCACGUCUGCCACCUUCGUUCUGACAGGCUUGUGGAUAUACAGUCGGGUUGCAAUGUCCGUUGCUCUGCCGUUUUUCUUGUACCAUCGCCGCAAAGACAUCGCAGGCCUUGCUGGAACAGUGAAGGGUAGUUUGAUCGUCCAGAAAAAGACUCGCCUGAUCAUUCGAAGCUAUGGAGACACGGAGACAGCAUUCAUUCAUCCUGUCAAAGUUGGCGGGGUUAAACUGAUGUUCUAUCAAGGUGAUCUGGAAGCAGAGCCUACUUGGGGUCAUCUCCGGGUCACAUACUAUGACGAAGAGAUGCGCAUCACGUUGCGUGAAGAGUACAAGAAUGGCGCGGUCACCAAUGAGUUUGUUUACGAGUAUGCGUUGAAGCAACUUCAGCGUAAGACGAAGAUCUCGAAAGUCAAGAAGAGUAGGGUGCCUCUAAGCAGAACCUGUCGCAGCGGCCAGGAUGAGGGUGCCAAGGUUAUCUACAACCGGAAGGGCCACAUCGAGUCGGGAAGCUAUAUCAACCACAAUAAUCUGGUCCGUUUCAAGUAUCAUUAUCGCAAGAACGCCAAAUACGACGACGAACUUCUCCGCGCCGAAUUUGUGCUGCCGCACAUGUCAGCCAACGUCAGCUGGUGUGCACCUCCUGUUCGCCAUGCCGAGAAGAUGGAGCGCUGGAUACCCACCCCUCGCGUUCACGAAGCGACAUUCGUCCAAGGAGCCGAUGUAUAUGAAUGCUCAUGGCUGUAUGACCACAAGUUCCAUCCAACCAUUACUACGAAGCUUAACGGCGCCCCAGUCGAAACCCCGGAUAUGAUUCGUCAUGAUUGGCUCGGCGUACUAAAGAAGCCAACUCGAUGUACUUUCGCGGACGAGAAUCCCUUGUUAGCCUUCAAGUCCCCGUCUUCCAGUUUCUUCAGUCGGAUGCUGCGCACAAACAUCAAACAACAAGAGAUUUCCACUUCCAGAGCUCGAUCCCAACUCUGGAAAGCUUGGAAGAAGCGAAACGAUCUAGAUGGUGUUGUCAUCCGAUGGGUAGAUGAAGAGUUGAUUCGCAGAGAAGCUCUCCUCCGCCCAUAUUGGAGACGGAGAGAUCGCGGCAGCCUCGUAAAGGCUGAAGAUUAUCUGGCGCUGCAUGCCGACGCCAUCAUGGCCAGCUCAGACCUCACAAGCGAUAUCAGCGCAUGGACGCCACUUGCAAUUCGAAUGAGUGAUUUGUUCAGCUUUGGUCAGGGUGGGGAUGCCGUUAUCUUCACAAGAACGAAAGCACUACAACGCGAUACCGACCACAACCUUCAUGUCAUCGCUGUUGACACUGGUACAUGGCCGAAUGAAGGCGGUGGAGUCUCGGCAUGUCGUCGAGAUCUCAUCAACAACUUGCGCACCAUCAAAUGGCACAUGGUCGUCGAAUCGGCUAACGACUUUGGCUUGCCGAAGCACCAAACCGAAGAGAACGUCGAGUCACUCAAGGUGAUACCACUAUGGGGACUGGACUUCAUGCAUCCAAACCAUGGGAUGUUCACCAACAAGCUGGACAGCGAGGUCGACCAUCUGGUCAAAGCAGCAACGAUAUCCGACAUCGAAACGAACUUCAUUCCUACCUUGACUGCUCUCGUUCGCGGCGCACGGGCGACUACAAUGACAUCAGCAGACGUGAAGCAAGCGACGCGUGCUUUGGUCAACCUGAACACAUAUUUUCAGGAUUCGCGUCACUGGAAAGAGGUCUGGACCAGCGAUGUGGUCAAAGAUACAUGGAGGAGACUGUGGCUCGAUGAAGACAUGCCGAACGCGCAACCGCCCUCAGAAUGGUUCCGUACUGAGCUUCCAACGCUUAAUCACUUCGACACGGCGCUAGAGCUGUGGUUCCGAUGCAAGUAA